Drosophila takahashii is the source of this 849-nucleotide messenger RNA. Lineage: Eukaryota; Metazoa; Arthropoda; Insecta; Diptera; Drosophilidae. The record is from RefSeq and is a predicted model, not a curated record.
AUGCGACGGGACGAGUUAUCAGCUAACAAGGGAGUCUUGGGACAUCGCGCCUUAAUUCCCACGACUGAUCGGAAAGAGAUCCUAGCCGCUCUUCACGCGCAUUAUCCUGGAAUCGUAAAAAUGAAAGCAUUGGCGAGGAGCUACGUUUGGUGGCCAAAUAUCGAUGCGGAUAUCGAGCUCACAGUUAAGCGCUGCCAAGCCUGUCAGGAAACUCGAAAUGAGCCGCACAAAUCGGAAGUACACUUUUGGGAAUCUACUAAGAAACCUUGGUCGCGUCUUCAUGUUGACUUUGCAGGACCGUUUCAAGGCAAGGUGUUCUUUUUGGUUGUUGAUUCUUUCUCAAAGUGGCUCGAGGUUAGCGUUGUCAAGUCUACAUCAGCAGCCUGCGCCAUCGCGUUCCUUCGCCAGCUUUUUGCUACUCAUGGAAUUCCGGACGAGUUGGUUUCGGAUAACGGAACCGCGUUUACAUCUGAUGAAUUUAAAAAAUUUAUGAGCAACAACAUUAUUUGCCAUAUCCGAUCGGCACAUUUUCACCCGGCGACCAAUGGGCGAGCUGAGCGGAUGGUCCAAAGCACAAAAGGAUUCUUAAAGAAGAUGGAACGAGAUACUGACAUAAAUCUAGCCCUGGCCCGAUAUCUGUUCAGCCAACAUUGCACACCGCAUUCGACAACGGGACAUUCGCCAGCAGAGUUGCUCCUGAAGCGGGAACUAAAAUCAUUUCUUGAUAAGAUUCAGCCAAACGAAAUCGUAUUGGGUAAGGACUCUGAACCAGUCAAUAAGAAGAGUUUUGUUACAGGUAGCCCAGUCUGGUGGACCUCGAUGAUAGCCGUGUGGUUCGACGUCAUCUAG